Miscanthus lutarioriparius is the source of this 942-nucleotide messenger RNA. The record is from the annotation of a GenBank genome assembly. NCBI's taxonomy places the organism in Eukaryota, Viridiplantae, Streptophyta, Magnoliopsida, Poales, Poaceae.
AUGGCCUACCUCUCCACCACCGUCUACCACCGCUGCCUCCUCUUCUUUCUGCAUCCUCCUCGCCUCCCGUCGUCACUCCACGGAGAAGAGCUGGAGGCGAGGACUGACGCGGAGUUUGGGGUCAGAGGGGCCCAGGGCGGGAACCGCUGGACUAGAGACGGAAAUGGAAUGCGGGCAAAAGAAUCUGGAAAGGUUGGAAAUUCAAGAGAUGAGGAUGCAGGAAGAAGAAACGCGACCAGCAAAAGUGGUAAUACCGGCAGCGGUAUCGCCAGUAUUGGCCCUUCACAGAAACUUGGUCCUUCUAACCAGAGAAACUUGGGAGGUUCAGAGGGAGAUGAUGCAUCUGGAGGUCAUGUUCAAGAUCUGGGGAAAAACAAGGCCAGUUUGCUUCCAGGUGGUUCGAAGACACAACCAGUUAGCAUACCACAUUUUGCAACAGUGGUAAUGUUGAAAAAGCGUUUGAUAGUAAAAGCCCAUAUGUUGGAAUCUGGAAUCGCACCGGAAGAAGCUGAGUUGGAGACACUUCUCAGGGCUAGUGUGGUUGGCCGACGCGGAGACCAGCUGGCUAUUAUAGAUCUUGACCCAAAAGAAACAGAAGAGUUUGCCAGAUUUGUGGCAAAAUUAGCUAUCAAGAGAGAGAACUUGAACUUUGAGAACUUCCAGAAAUGGCUUGAAAAACACGGGCCUUUUGAGGCAGUUGUGGAUGCUGCCAAUGUUAAUGCUGUUGCUGAUGCAAUAAGGCAAAGGUCAAGAAAAUGGCCUUUGAUAGUUUUACACAACAAGCAUCUCACUGGAGAACACAUGAAAAAACCUGGUCAUCAUAAGUUGGUAGAAAAGUGGAAGCAAGCAAAUUCAACAUAUGCAACCCUACUGGCUCAAAUGAUGAUUGAUGCGAUUUUGGAUGACUCUUUGCAGCAACUAUCCCUCUGCAUAUUGAAUUAA